Ipomoea triloba (trilobed morning glory) is the source of this 658-nucleotide messenger RNA. Its product is annotated as small nuclear ribonucleoprotein E-like. Gene Ontology annotation, cellular component: precatalytic spliceosome; U2 snRNP; U4 snRNP. The record is from RefSeq and is a predicted model, not a curated record. The coding region runs from base 115 to 381 and encodes 88 amino acids. Gene Ontology annotation, molecular function: RNA binding. The transcript is spliced from 6 exons. Lineage: Eukaryota; Viridiplantae; Streptophyta; Magnoliopsida; Solanales; Convolvulaceae. Gene Ontology annotation, biological process: spliceosomal snRNP assembly; mRNA splicing, via spliceosome.
GUGGCCGUAGGGCUUUUAACAAACACUUCGCCAGCUAGGGUUUUGCUGCUCUCUUGCGACUAAGGGAAGAAGGAAUAGAGGCGAGAUUUCAGUAGCAGAGCACAAGCAGCAGCCAUGGCGAGCACGAAAGUUCAGAGGAUUAUGACCCAGCCCAUUAAUCUGAUAUUUAGGUUUCUUCAGAGUAAAGCUCGAAUUCAGAUUUGGCUUUUUGAGCAGAAGGAUCUGAGGAUUGAAGGCCGCAUUAUUGGGUUUGAUGAGUACAUGAAUUUGGUUUUGGAUGAUGCUGAGGAAGUCAAUGUAAAGAAGAACAGCAGAAAGCAAUUGGGUCGCAUUCUUCUAAAAGGGGACAAUAUCACCCUGAUGAUGAACACGGGGAAGUAACAUCAUGGAUGGUGAUUUGGAUCUCAGCAGAGCAGCAUAUUUCAAAUGCACAUUAUCGUGCGCUUGGAAAUCCUUUGAACUUCAACUAUUAUAACCAAUGUAUUCUAGGGAUUGAGUAGUAUAUGAGAUGCCAGAGUUCUAUCUUUGAUGUGUAGCAUUUUCAUUGAUCUUGUUCUAGCUGUUGUAUACUUAGCAAUGAUGCAUGGUUUGAACUGAAGUUUUCCAUUUACCUGUUAUAUCAACCAAGUUGGAGCCCAAGAAUUGUUUACAAAAUCAA